Oryza brachyantha (malo sina) is the source of this 837-nucleotide messenger RNA. RefSeq lists its product as uncharacterized. Gene Ontology annotation, molecular function: zinc ion binding; nucleic acid binding. The transcript has a single exon. The record is from RefSeq and is a predicted model, not a curated record. Bases 1 to 837 code for a protein of 278 amino acids. NCBI's taxonomy places the organism in Eukaryota, Viridiplantae, Streptophyta, Magnoliopsida, Poales, Poaceae.
AUGGAGUACAUGUAUGAGGAGGACCCUCUUGUUUUAUGGACAGCUCUUAAAGAUCGAUAUGAACAGCAUAAGGCUAUUAUCCUCCCAGAGGCUAUGCAUGAGUGGAAUCACUUACGCCUACAGGAUUUCAAAACUGUAGACGAGUACAAUCAUGUUGUUCAUAAGAUAUGCUCGAAACUCCGGUUUUGUGAGAAAGAACCUUCUGAGGUAGACAAAAUAGAGAAGACUCUGUCUACAAUGUUGCCAUCAGAAAGGAUUAUUACUCAACAGUACCGUGAGAAGAAUUUCAUAGUCUACUCUUCGCUAAUUCAGACAUUGAAACAGGCAGAAAAGAACCAUGAGCUCAUGGUUUGGAACUCAAACCAACGGCCAUUGGGUACUGCUCCACUGCCUGAAGUACAUGCAAAUGCGAAGACAAAUGUCCCGAAAGGGAAUAAUCAGACUAGAAAACCUUCAGGAAAGUGUAAAAAUAAGAGAUCCAAAAAGCAACAUGGCACCGACAAGAAGGGGAAAGGCAUCUCUAAGCAAAAGAAUGAUAAUAGCAACAAAACCACAUGUUUCAGGUGUGGAUGCUAUAAUCAUAUUGCUAAGAAGUGCAGGACCCCUAAACAUCUUGUUGAGCUAUACAUGAAGUCUAUGGGUCGAUUAGACAACAACAAGAAGUAUGAAGCCAACUUCGCAUCCCGAAUGCUGGAGAAUGGAGCUAUGGACCCCAUCCCUCAUGGAGCGGGACCAAGCAACACCAAGACUCCACCAAACGAAGACGAUGAUUCCAUGAACAUCGACGACAUGCUCGUCGAAUAUGCCUCCCAAGACAUAUAUGGAGACCUACAUUAG